UAAUUCGGGUUCUUCUACAUAACGUUACAAUACAGUUGUUUCGUGUUUUCUUACGUAAAAAAACGCAUCUUUAUAGUGUUUUGGCUUAGAUAAGAGGAUUUCGGCAUGUUCACCUGUAGUACCUCCCCCUAAACAUUGUUGCAAACUGUUGUUGCAUUGCGGUUCCGAGAAAAAACCCGAUCAGACGUCAUUCGGCCAAUCGCCUCUCAGGGGCUUUCCAUCAUGGCGUCUAUGCAGAAGCGAUUACAAAAGGAAUUGUUGGCAUUGCAAAGUGAUCCACCUCCUGGAAUGAAACUGAAUGAGAAAAGUGUGCAGAACACAAUCACUGAGUGGUUUAUAGAUAUGGAAGGUGCUCCAGGUACUCUCUAUGAAGGAGAGAAGUUUCAGCUCCUCUUCAAAUUCAGUAGUCGAUAUCCUUUUGAUUCACCUCAGGUAAUGUUCACUGGAGAGAAUAUACCCAUCCAUCCGCACGUCUAUAGCAACGGUCACAUCUGUUUAUCUAUUUUAACGGAGGACUGGUCACCAGCUCUGUCGGUGCAAUCUGUUUGUUUAAGCAUUAUUAGCAUGCUGUCAAGCUGCAAAGAAAAGCAACGUCCUCCAGAUAACUCCUUUUAUGUAAAGACAUGUAAUAAGAAUCCAAAGAAAACUAAGUGGUGGUAUCACGAUGAUACAUGCUAGUAUCCUCACAAUUUUGAUAUAUAAACAGACUUUUCCAAGUACAUCAAGUACUUUAGGAUGCAGUCUUUUGGGUUAAGACUGAACCAGCAGACCCUGGGAUGGUGAUUUAUGUGUGGAUUAGGCGUACACUUCUGCUGACUGGAAAAAGUGCAUAAACACUGCAGGAAUGUAACCCACCCAGCAAGUAUAUUUUGUGGGAAGCAAGAAUUUUUUUAUUUUAUGUUUGAUUUAUGUUGUAUUGUUUUGCACCGACUGUGCAAUAAUAACUUCAGUGUGAGUUUUGGAAUAAAAGGAAAGUCAGUGCAAAUCAGAAACCCAGCUACUGUGAUGGAUCAAUCAUCUAAAGCAGAGACAGAUGUCUAUCUUUGCCGUGCUUGGUUAUGCACUGUGAAAUUCGAACAAGGCAUAUUUUUACAAAUAUUUUAUGUAAUAUUUUUAGCUGAAUAUUUUAAAACCAUAGUUUCUUUUAAAACGUAAGCCAUUUUAAGUUGAAUAUUGUAGCUGGGUGUGGUGUAUAGUAGGUUAUUAUUCUGAUGAAUGUCAUAUUUACGAAUAUGUACAGAUUUAAUGCAGGGUGUUGAUCAUAUGACAUGAUCUUAGGUUAUUUGGAAUUACACAGAGGCUUUAUGGGUUAGGAUUUAAGCACUGGUUUUAUAGAUAGACCCCCACUUUGUGUAGUUAAUACGAGAUAACUUUAAGCAUAAUCACUUUAUCUUUUAUGUGAAGCUCUAUCUAGGUAUAUUAAAAUUGUCUGUUUGAUUUUAUGAUUUAUCCUACUGUGCUGGGAAAGGUUACUUUUCCAUGCUGUUAGCUUUAGAAAAAGUAAAGUUUGUCUUCAUUGUUUUGUUAAAGCUUUAUUUAACUUUAUUUAAAAGAAAUGUUCUUAUUAAAGUAAUAUAUUUUGAAAAGCU
Messenger RNA from Cyprinus carpio (common carp), 1589 nucleotides. Its product is annotated as ubiquitin-conjugating enzyme E2 W-like. The record is from RefSeq and is a predicted model, not a curated record. Lineage: Eukaryota; Metazoa; Chordata; Actinopteri; Cypriniformes; Cyprinidae.